GUUGAAUUCGAAAGGGCUGUGAUCAAUUUUGUGAAUGAAAAUAUCAUAAAAAAGAGUAGCGUAAAUGAGAAUGUUAUAAAGAAGAGUGGCAUGAACAAGAACAUCAUAAAGGAGAGUGUCGUGAAACAUCGUAAAGAAGAGUGUUGUGAAUGUAAAUAUUGUAAAGAAGAAUGUUGUGAAUGUGAAUGUUGUAAAGAAGAAUAUCGUAAAUGUGAAUGUUGUAAAGAAGAAUAUCAUGAAUGA
Molecule: messenger RNA, 243 nt
Organism: Racocetra persica
Lineage: Eukaryota; Fungi; Glomeromycota; Glomeromycetes; Diversisporales; Gigasporaceae
Source: the annotation of a GenBank genome assembly